CUGCGGCGGGUUGUUGUUUGUGACCGGGCCGCCGCCAUGUUGGGACGGUGCGCUUUGUUGUAGAGGAGGAGGGAGGGAGCGGGCCCCGGGGUAGUGGUGAGGGGGCACCGGAGUAACACACCUCCGGAGGGACUGCUCGCUGAGGGGAAGGGGAAUUUAAAAAAAAGGCAGCGAUUACAACAAGUGGCGGGCACAAGAUGAGAGUGAAGCUGGGAGACCGUUAGGGGACCGGGAGUGGACCGGAGCUGCGCCGAGCCAUGCCAUACCCUUCUGCAAACCAAGGAUCUCUUCAGCCCCAAACCCAAAAGCACUAUGGUAUUACAUCCUCAAUUAGUUUGGCGUUGCCAAAAGAAAAUGAUUAUGUGCUUACCCAGAAACUUAUUGAGGCACUAAAACCUUACGGAGUUUUUGAAGAGGAGGAAGAGUUGCAGCACAGAAUUGCAAUUCUUGGAAAGCUAAACAGCCUAGUGAAAGAGUGGAUCCGUGAUAUCAGUGAAAUUAAGAACCUUCCUCCAUCUGUAAUAGACAAUGUUGGUGGCAAAAUAUUUACUUUUGGUUCAUACAGAUUAGGAGUGCAUACAAAAGGUGCUGAUAUUGAUGCAUUAUGCGUUGCACCUCGUCAUAUUGAAAGAGUUGACUUCUUCUCCUCCUUCUGUGAAAAGCUGAAGCAGCAAGAUGAAGUAAAAAAUUUACGGGCUGUUGAAGAGGCAUUUGUACCAGUCAUUAAACUAUCCUUUGAUGGUAUAGAGAUUGAUAUAUUGUUUGCAAGAUUGGCUCUUCAGACAAUCCCUGAAGAUCUGGAUCUUAGAGAUGAUGUGCUACUUAAAAACCUGGACUUGAGGUGCAUUAGAAGUCUUAAUGGUUGCAGGGUCACUGAUGAGAUAUUACAUUUAGUACCAAAUAUUGAAAAUUUUAGACUGACACUGAGAGCGAUUAAAUUAUGGGCAAAGCGUCACAACAUUUAUUCUAACAUACUAGGCUUUCUGGGUGGUGUGUCAUGGGCCAUGUUGGUGGCAAGGACAUGCCAACUGUACCCCAAUGCUGUUGCAUCAACCCUAGUACACAAGUUCUUCUUGGUUUUUUCAAAAUGGGAAUGGCCAAAUCCUGUUUUAUUAAAACAGCCUGAGGACUGCAAUCUCAAUUUGCCAGUAUGGGAUCCACGGGUUAACCCAAGUGACAGAUACCACCUCAUGCCAAUUAUUACACCAGCCUACCCACAACAAAACUCAACGUACAAUGUUUCUGCAUCUACCCGGGCUGUAAUGAUGGAGGAGUUCAAGCAAGGUCUUUCGAUCACAGAUGAAAUUUUAAUGGGUAAAAUGGAAUGGUCCAAACUCUUUGAAGCUCCAAACUUCUUUCAAAAGUACAAGCAUUAUAUUGUUCUACUGGCGAGCGCCCCAACGGAAAAACAGCACUUAGAAUGGGUGGGAUUGGUGGAGUCUAAAAUCCGAAUUCUAAUUAGCAGCUUAGAAAAGAAUGAGUUUAUUACUCUGGCUCAUGUUAAUCCACAAUCAUUCCCAGCUCCAAAGGACAACCCUGAGAAAGAUGAAUUCAGUACCAUGUGGGUCAUUGGGAUAGUCUUUAAGAAAGUGGAAAACAGUGAAAACCUGAGUGUUGACCUGACAUAUGACAUUCAGUCAUUCACAGAUACUGUUUACAGACAAGCAAUGAACAGCAAAAUGUUUGAAACGGAUAUGAGGAUAGCAGCAAUGCAUGUGAAAAGGAAGCAGCUCCAUCUCCUCCUACCCAGUUAUGUUCAGCAAAAAAAGAAAAAGCAUUCACUGGAGGGGAACAAAGCCAACUGUGAAGAUGAAAAUAGCAUGGAAGCCUCACUGGACAGUGAUCACAGCCUGCUAGUGCCUUCUAGUCCGUUACAGAAUGCCAACAGUCCACAGAGCAGUCCUGUUACUGCUGCGUCAACAGUGAAUGUGAUCAGUGUUCCGAGUUUUGAAUCCCAGGUGGAAUUGGAAGCCAUCUUUUCCAAAGGAAAUUCCAUUUCCAACACAGAGGGUGCAGCUGCAUCAUCCAGUGACCACAUUCCUCAUGCCUCUCCUGUAUCAGCUUCUACUGAGCAGCCAAAAUCAGCAGUCAUCCUGGUUUCAUCCACAUACGUCAGCAGUCAGCCUGCAAGUUCAACGCCAAAGGCAUCCAUUACCACCACCUCUGUAGGGAAGAGACCAACAUCACCUGCUGCAAAUGAUUCUGCAAAGGCUGAGGAACCUGCAACAAAUGGGGUACCAGUGGAUCAGAAUCUAUCAAAAGGUUUAAAGAGAACAUCUACACAGAUAACUGAAGGCUCACCAAAGAGAAAAAAGUUGGAUGGAUCUGCCUCUGUGAAGGAGCAUGGUGACUGUUCAACAAGUCCUAUUUGUGAGAAAAAAAUUGAUGAAAAUGUGAAGGAUACUGAGUCUGAAGAAAAGACGCUGCCAACCCAAUCCAAGACUUCGGUCUCACAGGAACCAACAAGCACAGAACUUUCUGAUGUCUCCUCCCUUCCUGUAAACCCUAUUCCAGUAGUUAAAAAUUCAAUAAAGCUGAGGCUGAAUCGGUAAAAUUGUUACCACUCCUGGGGCCAUAGAACAUGAAAGACGUGCAUGCACAUGCACAGAAUGAAUACCUAUGGGAAGAGUUAUCAUCUGUUUGCUGGCUGCAGAUUCCUCCAUGGAAACAUUUUAAAACGUUCUUUGGACAAAGGUGAUGGUGGUAAAUGGUGAAGUUGGACGAUAAAGGCUGUAGAUUUUUUUUUAAACAUGUCCUCAAAGACUUGAUCAUUGUCGAAUCUGGAGUCUGGUAGAACUCGACCAGUGAUAUGGAUGCACUGCGGACUGACUGGUCAUGCAGCGAGUGCAUCUUGGCGGAGUACUGCUGAUGUGUUGGCAACAGUUAUGUUAGUUGAAACAGUUUUUUCCAAGAACCUUUCCCCCCUCCCCCCCACUUUCUGUUACUUUUGCUCUUAAACUGCCUGCAAUUGUGUAAAGGUUUUUAAAAUUGUUUUUGUUGACCAAUUGUUCAUCAUAUGGGCAUUACUUGCGAAUUUAGGAUAGUGGUGGUAUUGAGGGAGAUUCAGUAUGGAAGGACCCUUAUACUGGGACAUCCCAUUAUUGAUAUCAGAGCACUAAUCUUCUUUGAUCCAGAUGAUUCAUUCAAGCAAAAACGUGAAAUGAGAGUUUUGUUCCUGGUGCACCUUGCACCAGGAAAGGGGACAAAGGCUGCUGCUAUUCCUCAGUUUUUAUUCUUCGUAUGCUGAUUUUUGCGGAGUUAGAUACUGAUUUGACUUCUAGUUUGUGCCGCUGUCAGGAAUGGGUUGUCUUAAAAUUAAAGUUUUGUUGGUUGGUUCAUGACUGGAAGGUGUCAUGUUAAGAUACUGAACAUUUCAAUUUGAAGCUGGUUUCAGAUCAUACCUAAAUGGAUAGGGUUCGAGAUCUACUGCCACUAGGAUGAAUAACCGCUUAACCAACAUUAAAACACUUCCCAGCCAAUUUUCAAUCUAGUGUAAAACUCAUCCAUAUUUGACAUUGAUUGAAUGCAAUUAUAUUUGACAUUGAGACUCUUGGGUGAACUUUACCUGCUUGUAAAAAGUAAACUUUGUGCUUCUGCAUGGUACAUGGUUCUGCAAACUGCAUGGCCCAAAUGCAUACAUGAAGCAUGCCAAACUGGAUUUAGGAUUCACCUUGUUCAGCUAGGAUUCUGCUGUUUUGAAAUAGAGUUGUUUACCUUGAUCCAUUUGACCAUGGACAGUUCCACUGCAUAUCCCUAGCAUGCCAGCGAUUCUUUCUUUUCCUUAAAACUACCAUGAGAAAUGUUAUAUUUUUUAAAGACUAAAACUUUCUUCUUUGGAUUGGUACAACAACAAAAAAAUUCUUGUUUGUCCUCCAAAGCUUAUCUUUUUUUAAAUCUUCAAGGCAAAGUCUGUGGGGGUGAAUGUUCUGUAGGCAUGUGAUGCCAAGUAUAUCAAAGUCUGUCACAUAACUGUAUGAAGGGAAAGUCUUAUUAAUUCUAUGAUCCAGGAUGUAUUAUGUCAGCAUUGAGAUACAUAAUGGCAGCAUGUCAGGAAAACAGACUCUUUCUCAAAUUUAAUGCAUCAAUACAGCACAGUAACAUUACAGCUACUAUUAAGAUUCAUAUUUUUUGGAGACAGGCUUGCACUUGCAAAAUAAAAUUAUAGUAAAGGGAGUUCUGUAAGCCAGUCACACUUGGAUUUAAUUUUUUUUUAAUUGCAAAAUAAUAGCACAUAUGAUUCAUGCUUAGCCAUGCCUGAAUUUGAGUUGCUUGACAUGAACAGGUUGGUUGUUAGCUCAGUCUAAACUAUUUCACUUAUUGUCAGUCUGGGUACAUCAUCUGCGGACCGCAAGGUGUUAUUAUCUCUGGUUCUCCGUUGUAAAACUCCAGUGCUCAAGUUUUUAAUGAGUUGAUGGAGGAUUUCCUCCAUGAAUUGAAUCCUUUGUGUUUUCAUUGACUAUAAUACUUGAAACUAUUUUUCAUCAGUUUAUUAAAAACAAGAGUGAGCUUUGCAAUAUUGUAAACUUUUGUCUGAGAAGUGCUUUUGAAAGUACUAACAUUUUAUAGUUUUGAUUCUAUUUUAAUUUAUAAACAUGAGGACCACCCUUUUAACAUCACAUCUCUAUCCCAUGCAGAGACCCUAAGAGUGAGACUAUACUGUUAACUAAAAAGGUAAUGCAUUUGCAAACCUCAUUAAACUUGAAAUGUGGGCAGUUGAAAUAAUUGUGAAAUGGUUGACUCACUCUGGCAGAGCUGAGUUAUCUAUCUUUGCAGAAUUAUUUAUUGUAUAACUCAGUUGCCUAUGUUCCAAGUUUACUAAUUUUUUAAGGUUUUUUUCCCCAAUUUUUUUAAAACUUUGAAUGUACGAUAAUUCAAAUGGGCUUAAAAAAUCAUCAGGUCAUUUACUAAACUGUAAUAUUUUGUAAAUUAUUCCAUGUUUUUAUAUGCAUGGUGGACUGCCAAGAUUUUUGUUCAAACGGGUGGUAGGGAGAGAGCACUGUUCCAAUGAAAGGAGCCAUUUGAAAUUUUCUGGUAAUUGACCAAUGCAGUCUCUGCAAGAAAUAGAGCCUUCCUUUUAUUCUGACUGACUCAUCUCUACCAAUUUAUUUAUAAAUGGUAGUUAAUGAUUUAUGCUGAAAUCGGUGUUUCUGCCACUAGCGAUUCUAGUGGUAUUUAGAAACACCUGUUUAGGUUUGCUUUCUAUCUGACAGCAGCUCCUUUGGUGAGAAUGAGCGGUUGUAUAAUAAAGAUAGAAGCAGCUAUGAUUGUGCUCUUACAGCUAGACAGCCAUUGAAUUGGAGUUCUUCAUUGUGAUUUCCUCUGACGGCAGACAUGCAGUCAGCUCCUUCCAUCCUCUGCUUUCCUGUAGUGGCUGGACUGUGGUGGGCCAGAGAGAUUCAAAGUUAUAGGAAAAGGAAAAAAAAUUGAUUAAAAAAGUAAGAAAAUGGGUUAGGAACAUGCAUUUUCUGAAUGAAGGACUACAUUAGCCUUUGCUGAUAAAGGCCACCUCUUUUAAAUGCAGUAGAGAAUAAAUGCAGCAGAUUUUGUAUUCAGAGCAUUGAAAAAAAAAGCCUGGGUAGCCUGAUCUUUGCCUGUCAAAGAGCUAUCCAGUCUCGUUGCAUGUCCGUAGUAGGAAGAGAGUUGCUCAAUUAAUUUUAUGUAGGAGUAAUGAAAUGAAUGCUGACUAACCAAGAAAGUGCUUGCAUUGUAGCCUAUUGCAUAUUGUAAUGUCUGAGGAAUUUUUUUGUGCAAAAAGACAUUAUCUUUUUUUUUUGAAGAGACCCAUAACUAACAUCAUCAGGGAUCCUCUUAAUUUUAUUAUUAAUAUCCUAAGAAAUUGGAUUGAGAAGAAAUCUUGAUGUGCAGAAAACAAGUGUAUGGCAGGGAUGACUUUUUGGCAUAUAUCCAUUGUGCCAUUUGAAUUGCAAUAUGAGAUGCACUUGUAAGUGUGGGUUUGCGGCAGUUAUGUGAAGGUCUCAGGAAUGUCAGGGUUCAUACGCACAAGUGCAUGGCAUUGAUGAGUGCCAGGCUGAUGAGCCCUUAAGCUUACUUCCUAUUCAGGUGCAUUUGCAAUAAACAAAAUAAGAUUCUCUCCAACAGCCCACAACCACCACCACCACCACCACCAACUUUAGCUCACAUUAAAGCUAAAGCUGUAAUUCCAAACAUUCCUAGAAAGAUAAUCAUACAGGUUGUUUAUACCCAUCAUAGUUGACCCAUUUACCCAUCUUUGGACUUUCUUUUAGUGACUAGAUGGGAAAUUGAAUAAGACUUAGAUUUUAACAUGGCGGCAGCAGCUCGAUGUUAGGUACAACAUCUGCUUGGGCCUUUCACCAGUGUUCUGUUUUCAAUCUGUUUGAGCCAUCUAUAUUAAGAUCUUUAACUGUUAUCUUUUUGAAUGCCAUUGUGUGCUAAGCUGCUGGUUUUCCCCAUGGGAGCACAUGCAUGACAGUUAAAGCACAUUAACUGCAGCUGAAGACCCUUGUAAACCAGCAUUUUUUUUAUUCGAAUAUAAAAUGGUGCUGUAUUGACCUGUUCUCAUUUAGCAGGGUGAUUGAUAACUGGCUUUUAUGGAAUUGAAAGAAAACAUGUUGCAACAGUCAUUUUCAGGAAUCAAAAUGUUUCUGUUCAUCUGCCUGAAUGUGAAGUAAUACCGGGUUGUGGUUGGGUGGGCUAUUUGUGGACAAGCAAGAACUUUAAAAGCUUUCAUGUGAAUGCACCUAGUGUUCUGCCAAGAAGAGUGCUAAAACUAACUUUUUUCAUUGUUGGUGAACUAGUCAUAGUUUUUCCUUCCUCACAGUUUAACUGUUGCUUUCGCAAGCUGUACUCUGCGGCUCACAGAUGGAGUUCUGUUUUUUUUUUCAUAGUGUCUGUACACUAGUAAUUUUCAAAAGCUAUUUUGUAUAGAGAUGUAUUUCUUCAUUUAAAAUAAAAAAAUAAAAAUGCAGCACAGAA
This is a messenger RNA of Hypanus sabinus (Atlantic stingray), 6954 nucleotides long. RefSeq names its product poly(A) polymerase type 3-like. Bases 258 to 2552 code for a protein of 764 amino acids. The record is from RefSeq and is a predicted model, not a curated record. Gene Ontology annotation, cellular component: nucleus. Gene Ontology annotation, molecular function: RNA binding; poly(A) RNA polymerase activity. The transcript is spliced from 23 exons. NCBI's taxonomy places the organism in Eukaryota, Metazoa, Chordata, Chondrichthyes, Myliobatiformes, Dasyatidae.